Messenger RNA from Monascus purpureus, 811 nucleotides. NCBI's taxonomy places the organism in Eukaryota, Fungi, Ascomycota, Eurotiomycetes, Eurotiales, Aspergillaceae. The record is from the annotation of a GenBank genome assembly.
AUGUUUAAAGCCUUCCUCAAACUGGUCUCUCCGAGAGAAAGCGACAAGGGAAACAAUCCACGAUGCAUUCAAGAUGGCAUGGUGAAGUACGAUUUUCAAGAAACAGUUCCUUAUGCUGCGGGUCAUGUGGCCAAAGCGCCUGUUCCAGAUGACUUUGAAGAAGAUCUCCCAAGUUACGGAUUGGAUCCAACGUGGGCGAUAGUCUAUGUCCGUUCUAUUGAACUUAAACGAUGUCAUGACACUUCAGUAGUGUCCAGAAUGUUACACUGGUCGCAUACGUUUACGUUGAAUAAACCAGCGUUGACUAGGCCAUUAGCCAAUUUGAUUACUGUUACGUCUAGGUCAAACAAGUACUUGACAAUCGAGGACUACUGCAAGAUGGCAUCCGGGGACAAAAUGCAGCGUAAUGAAGGACUUUUCGGUCGUGCGUCUAAGGAGAUGAAAGAGUUUAUUCUUGCUUUACAACCUAGCAGAAUACAACUGGUAUUCUCCGAGUUAAGCGAGCCUAAGGGCACAUCGAAACAAUCAUACUACAAGUCCAGGAGCAACUACAGUGGUAGAAGUUUUAAAGCAGGAAGUUCUUCGAAGGCGUCAUCCGCUCUAGGAUCUGGCCGCAAACAGAAGAUUGGCUUCGCUGAUGAGGAUGAUGGGAGUGCUAUAGAAUCUCAAAUUGCCCGCGCUCUGUCACUAGAUAUGUAUGGAACAAGAUUGAAAAAUGCAGAUCGUCUCUUUGUCUCUUCACCUGGGUCAUAGCCGGGUAUGGCAGCUGAUUGAGUGCACUGAGGUCUUCUACCUGCUUUCUGAAUGGGAU